CCUGACUAAUAAAGCUUGAUCCUCCCAGUGGGCGGACGACUGAAAACAGCUUCACACAAAACCCAUGGUGAGCUGUGUUGUUGCUCAUUAGUCCAAAAGGUGGAGCAGAGAGAAGAUGGGUGUCCGCUUGUCGAUUCCUGCAGGUCCUGACGUCAGGAUGGUGAUGAUUGGGAAAACUGGAGUUGGUAAAAGUGCCGUCGGUAACACCAUCGUGGGUAGAAAGGUCUUCUUAUCAUGUGCGAGUGCUCAGUCUGUCACAGAGACCUGCGAGAAGGAACGGUCCAGAAGCGCCAGAAAGAUCCAUGUGGUCGACACGCCUGGGAUUCUGGAUACGUCUAAAAGUGCAGAUAGCAUCAAGAAAGAAAUCGCUAAAUGCAUCAAGGUGUCCUCCCCCGGGCCUCACGUCUUCCUGCUGGUUAUGCAGAUCGGCAGGUUCACCAAAGAAGAAGAAAACUGCGUGGAAGCCCUGGAGCAAAUCUUCGGCCCCGACUUGCCCAAGUACAUGAUUGUUCUGUUCACGCGAGGCGACGAGCUGCAGGGCAGAACCAUACAGGACUACGUGCAGACCGGCCAUCCCAAACUCCGAGAGCUGAUAAACAGAUGCGGGAACAGGUACCACGUCUUCAACAACAAGAAAGGAAUCAACAAAACUCAAGUGGUGAAGCUGCUCGAGAAGGUCGAUGACAUGGUGGCGGCGAACGGGGGGAUGUACUUCUGCGACCACAUGUAUAAGGAGGUCGAGGAGAAGCAGCAGCAGGAGAACAAAGUCGCAACGGACGAGGAGGUUCAAAACUUCUCCUUCAUGGCCGAGCUGCUGCAGAGGGUCCUUCUGUUUCAGGCCAUAUUAGCUGCUCAGGAGAACAACACCAACAACCUGUACCAGUCCAGCUUCCCCCUCAACUUGACACCCCCGAAAUGACGCAGCCUCCAGCUCCUCGUCAAGCUGCAGACUUUCCAACUGAACUUUCUGUGCGACCAGACACAACAAUCUGCCCGAGUUCAUGAAUGUAACGUUACUAUGAGUCUACAGCUCGUGUUCUUCUUGACUUCUCCUUGAAUGACGGUAGCACUGUGUGUUGUAUGUAUCAUGUGUUUGACAUGUUUAUCUGUCACACUGUUUUGGCUUCGUUGCCUCUAAGGUUAAAUAAAAGCAGUGUCUUGUUCCCUCAGUGUCUUGUUCCCUCUGAGCUGCACGACACAGGUUUAAAACAUAUAUUUAUUCGCUCAUUCAUAUCCAGUAAUUUCAAUACUUGUAUUUCUAAUCCCCCGAAAUCAAGAGUUUAUCCCAGAUAACGACACCGAGGUUAUUUAACAUCUUCUUCCUCUAACUGGCAUUCGUCUCUGUUUCUGUAAACUCUGGUCAGACAGGUUCUUCAGGCGCUUUAUCAGAAAUGUCAAUCAAGAUCGAGCCGUCAUCAUUUCUGCCUCCUGACACAUGAGGUGGAGAGUGAACAUGUAACGAUCUCUGAGAUAAUGUGUUGUGUUCACAUUGUUCACUUCUUUAUCCUGCGUCUAUUCAGAUGAAGCCGUGGAACGUGACCUGUUGAUGUUGCUGACAAUAAACUUCUGUUUCUGAAA
This is a messenger RNA of Hippoglossus stenolepis (Pacific halibut), 1578 nucleotides long. RefSeq names its product GTPase IMAP family member 7. Gene Ontology annotation, molecular function: GTP binding. The coding region runs from base 116 to 919 and encodes 267 amino acids. The record is from RefSeq and is a predicted model, not a curated record. The transcript has 2 exons. NCBI's taxonomy places the organism in Eukaryota, Metazoa, Chordata, Actinopteri, Pleuronectiformes, Pleuronectidae.